AUGGAGCGCGGCACCAGCGGUGGUCAGCAGCAACAGUCGCAGUCGCACCAUCCGCACCACCAUCAGCAGCAGCAGCAGCAGCAGCACCACCACCACCAACAGCAGCAGCAUCAGUCGCGGCACCAGCAUGUGGUAUCUGUGCAUAGCUACGAUCCGUAUAUGAUUGCCGGCGAUGCGGAUGAGGAGCAUACCUCGGGCACAUCCUCCUUUGAUAAUCCGGCAACAAAAAAGAAACCGCCCAAGCUGAAGCCCAUCCAUCGUUCACUAUCGAUGGCCAUUGAUAAUUAUGCACCGAUAGCGACCGAAUUGGAUUUAGAUUUAGAUGAUGGCUUUAUUGUGCAUGAGCAGCCGCUGAUCCACCGCUCGGCGUCGCCGCUGCCCGUGCGCUCGUCUGCACCGCCGCCGCAGACCCUAGCACUCCCAGCACAACAACAACAACAACAUACUAUUCCCCAACAUAUACCCGGUGGCGGCAGCGGUUCCGUGUCGCCGGCACUAUCUGCACGCCAGCACCACCACCUACAACAACAACAACAACAACAGCACCACCAACAACAACAACACCAGCAACACCAGCUGCAUAUGCACACAUUCCAGCAACUGGCCGCACAGGCAGCUGCUGCACGACACCACCAGCUGCCACAUACGCAUGCACCGCAUCAGCACCGCCAGCACACGCACCCGAGCUCGAGCAGCUCACCCACCUUGCACGCGGUCAGCCCAGUGCAACAGCAACAACAGCAACAGCAACAACAUCACCAACGACAACAGCAACAACAACAUCAGCCGGAUAUCUAUUUGGUCAGCAGCAGCAGCAGCCUGGGCGACAAUGUGGGCGGUCUUGGCAUGGGCCUGGGCCUGGGUCGCUCACAGCUGGGCGGCAGCGGCAGCACAUCACCGAUACAGUUCAUCGAUGUCGAUGAUAUGCUGCCGCGUGCUGCCGCACAGCAGCAGCAGCACCACCCGCAUCCGCAUCCGCAUCCGCACGCGCAGCAGCAGCAGCUGAAAAAGAACCUGUUCCGGCGCUCAGACACAAUUGACGUUCAUCCGUCUACCAAUUUUCAGAUGAAGAAAACGCAUUCCUUCCACGCCCAACAGGAUCCCGCCGCCAUGGAGCAAAUCCAGCUGGCCGUCGCCGCCGGCUCAGCCACCUCCAGCCGACGCACCAGCUCGGUACGUGCCAAUUUCCUGAUGCCCGGCCCGCCGGCCGGCAAGGAGAUCUCCCGUUCGCCCUCGCCCAGCCGCCGGGGCUGUCGUUCGCAUCGCUCCUUCAACGAUCCCGGCCGACGACCCAGCAGCAAACCCGAGUCCGUGGUGGAGUCCCAAAUCCGGCAUCCCUCGUUGAACGAUGAUCUGCUGGAGCCGCUCGACGGCCGUUCGCUUUUUCCGCCAACGAAUCUGUCGCUGGAGAACGAGCUGUUUGUGGAAUCGCGUUCGCGCAGCAAUAGCCAUACAAAAAUGGAGGAGCUGGGCGUGGCUGAGCUGGCGGCCGCUGCUGUGGCCGUGCAGCGCAUGCGCAAGAGCUCCGGUUCGUUUGAUGAGACGGCGCCUGUCCUGGCCGCCGGCCACAGCGCCACCCAUCCGCCCGCCGCCUCCGCUUCGAACAGCAUUAAGCAAAAGCGCGAGCCACAUCCCCACUCGCGCCAGCAGAGCACCCACAGCCUGGAGCUGGACGGACGACCGUCCACCAGCAGCGCCGCCGCCCACACUAUGCAGUUGCACAGCGCGGCGGCCGCCGCGAGCGCCGCGUAUCAUUUCAAGCGUGGCGCCCAGCACGGACGCUCACUGUACCUGUCGCCCAGCAAUCUGGAGGAGCUGACCGUGCAUCGGCCUGGCCUGCUGGCGGCAGCCGCCGCCUUUCAGGGCACCAAUGCCAGCGCCAGCGUUAAGCAGGCCAAGGCACUGCACAGCGCCAGCGUACGGCUGCGCAGCUAUCGCGAGGCGCUCAGCGCCACCAAGAAGUCCAAGAGCUUUAUAGCCGAGGCCAGCGGCGCGACCUCGGCCGGCGAUGAUUUUGAGCUUGGCUCGUCCUCACCCCACCGAAGGAACAGUCGCCCGCUGUCGACGGCGGUGCCCAGCGUGGCGGCAGGCACGGCCGCUGUCGUCAAUGUGGACGAGAUCAAGCGCAGUCCACGUCCAAUUACUGCUGCCGCCGUCGCGGCCGCGUUCAUCGAGGAGAAGCGGCCGUCGUUCGAGCGCAAAUCGUCGCUCACCUACGAGCACGAGCUGACCGAUGCCGCCUUUGCCGCUCAGGUGCUGCGUCCCUUCCAUCAUAAACUGGCCGCCGGACGUAAGGCGUCCCUAAGCGGUGGCUCGCACAAGCUUAAAAAGAAAUCGCUGAGCGACGACACCGACGAGGACGAGGAGGCGGACCGCAAACGCAAACGCAUCGUUUGCAUUGUCCUGGCCACGGUGCUGUUGUGCCUCGUGUGCGCCAGCGUCUUCGUGCUCAUCGUGACGCUCACCUCCGGCCAGAGUCAGUCCGGCAAGAAGUCGCACACCUUCAGCAGGGACACGCCCGUCCACUACACGGGCAUGCGACCAUCAUGAACUCCAACAACAACAGCAAUCGAUUGCCGCAUUCGGCACAGUGCUGCACUUUUGGCUAUUUCGUUGGCUUUCACUUCCGUUUCCGCUGCGCUAACAUGCACUUCAACUUCUACUUCUUCUGCUUCUUCUUCUUCUUCACCACUCCUGUGUCCCGCAUUCUGUGUGUGCGUGCGUGUAAUUGUGAGCCGCUUCGAUUGUUCUCUCCAGUGCCACAAUAGUCAACCAGCUGCCAGCAGCUGGCUAAUUGAGGAUGAGCCGCAGCAGCGGAAACAACAACCACAACAACAACAACAAUUGGCCGCAAUU
Messenger RNA from Drosophila novamexicana, 2856 nucleotides. RefSeq names its product box A-binding factor. The record is from RefSeq and is a predicted model, not a curated record. Bases 1 to 2550 code for a protein of 849 amino acids. The transcript has a single exon. Lineage: Eukaryota; Metazoa; Arthropoda; Insecta; Diptera; Drosophilidae.